ACUGGAUUCAGCUUCUCCCAGGAUGAGAAAGAGCUUGUUUUUUUAGAAGCAUCAGGGCAGCAAAGCAAAUGUUACUCCUUUCCUCAUCUUAAUGUGAUGGACUCUGGGAAGUACAGCUGUAAGUGCUGGAGACGAGGCUAUGCUGGGGCAGAUUUCAAAUCCCCAGAGAGCAACCCUGUGUGGAUUAAGGUGUUUGACCAUUCUCCUCCUCCACUCUUCUCCGUGUCGCCCAAGCAUGCCGUUUACAGCAGUGGGGAAUUUGUCACCUUUACCUGCUCAGCUCCUGACAACCGCCGCAAAUCAAAGAUCCAGUUUUUCAGUGACAAAAGGCUGCUGCAUCUCACCCUGUCCUCAUCCGUUCUGGUCACUUUCACACACUCCUUGUGCCUGUCUCCACAAGACAGCGGAAACUAUUCCUGCAUGUACCAUGUUGUGGAAGCCGGACGGGAGAUCCCAUCCCAGAGAAGCAGCUCCAUCUUUAUUCCAGUGAUGGAGAGCCCACCUGCAAACCUUUCCUUGCAACCCGAACGCCCUGUCUACAUCCACAGGGAAGAGGUUACCCUGAACUGUUCCGCUCCUGAGGGUUUGGCGGUGGAAGGAUACACUUUCUUCAAGGAACGACGAGAACAGAGCUCUAGUGAGCUGCCCCGGAGAGAGUUGGGGUCCUAUGAAGUACUCCACGUGGGAGAAGAUACCACUGGGAAUUACACCUGUGUAUAUUGGAUGCUGUGCUCGGGACAGGAGAUUCUGUCUCCACAGAGCAACCUGGUCUCUGUAGCCAUGACAGAACCGCCUCCUCCUCCAGUGCUGACCAUGGAUCCUCCAUCUGGAGAGCUGGAUGAAGGGGGCUCCCUGCAGCUCACUUGCUCAGCCAAUGGGAGCAACCCUGACAGACGGUUCCAUUUCUACCGGGAUGGUCUUGAGAUGGCCUCCAGAGAAGAAGGGUCUCUGAAGGACUCCAGCGAGCCUGGAAAUGCUUCCCAAGGGGCCUCUGUAAACAUCUUACAAGCCAAGCCAAACCACAGCGGAGAAUUUGCUUGCAGAUACGAGGAAGAAAGUAGCGGCUGGUGGGUCCCCUCUCCCUGGAGCCAGACGGUGAAUGUCACAGGUGAGUCAUUUUGGGGUAGGGUGCAGUUCUUAGUGGCUCAAACCCACUUCAGCACAGGGGUGUGUGCUGUUUGA
Messenger RNA from Rhineura floridana, 1182 nucleotides. Its product is annotated as alpha-1B-glycoprotein-like. The transcript is spliced from 4 exons. Gene Ontology annotation, molecular function: transmembrane signaling receptor activity. The record is from RefSeq and is a predicted model, not a curated record. The coding region runs from base 97 to 1182 and encodes 361 amino acids. Lineage: Eukaryota; Metazoa; Chordata; Lepidosauria; Squamata; Rhineuridae. Gene Ontology annotation, biological process: cell surface receptor signaling pathway.